AAGCUAUGUCAGUUAUAAGUGAAAAUUUGUUAUUUAAUGUUUGGGAAAAUAAACUUUUAAAAUUCAGUUAGCGUAUCGUGGCAGUUGGCUGCAAUGGCAAAUCAAUCAUGUCGCUGCAAGCAUAAAAAGGAAUCGCGUGUCCUCGUCAUCAACACCGGCGGUUGCAUUGGUAUGAUACGGCAAGCCGACGGCAGUUUGAAAAGUAUCAAGGAUGAACUCAUCAAGCGACUGCGCGAAGAUUCCAGCUGCCACGACAAAAGAUAUAAUCUGGCUUUCGAGAGGGGCGAAGACUCGCCUUUGGUGCUACCACCGAUUCAUGGCGCAGAAUUCCGUGUGAUCUACGAUAUAUUGGAAUUCUCGCCAUUGAUGAACUCUUGCUCCUUACAGACGGAUGACUGGGAGCACAUAGCCAACGAAGUGGGCGACAAAUACGAGCGCUAUGAGGGCUUUGUCAUUCUGCAUGGCAGAGACACCUUAACCUUUACUGCCUCUGCUCUCGCUUUUAUACUUGAGAAUCUGUCCAAGCCCGUUGUACUAACCGCCAGCCAGUUGCCCAUUGUUGAGAUGCGCACAGAUGGUCGGGACAAUUUUAUUUCAUCGCUGCUGAUAGCUGGCAACUAUGACGUGCCCGAGGUAAUGGUAUUCUUCGGUCACAAGUUGUUGCGCGGCUGCCGCUCCACAAAGCGGGCAAGCAAUUCUUUUCACGCAUUCGAUUCGCCCAAUUUUCCCGCACUCGGCAUAUCUGGCGUUAACAUCGACAUAGAUCAGAAGCACAUACUUAGGCCUAGCGACACAGAUUCAUUCUCUGUAUUCACUGGAAUGGAGCGGAAUGUGGGCCUGCUGCGCUUGUAUCCAGGCAUUACAGUAGAAAUAAUGCAAGCCGUUUUUAAUGACCCUAUCAAGGGCGUUGUCUUACAGACCUACGGAGUCGGUAAUAUACCAACCAAAGAUACUUCGUUCCUCGAAGUGAUUUCAGAUGCGGUUCAGCGUGGUGUUCUGGUUGUGAAUAUGACGCAAUGCUCAGUUGGUAAAGUGUUGCCCGAGUCCCUAUCGAGCAGUUGGAUGGAUGUUGGCGUCAUAUCUGCCUCCGAUAUGACUCAGGAGGCAGCAUUGACCAAAUUAUCUUAUGUGCUGGGAAAAAAGGAAUGGGACGCAGAGAGUAAGAAGGAAAUGAUGGCCCGAAACUUGCGCGGCGAGAUGAGCGUGUCCAAAUUGUCAGUCAGCACUGAGGUCGAUUUGAUUGAGGGCGUGGCACGUGGUCUUAACGUAUCCAGUAACAAGAAACGUGACGAAAUGUGCUCCACAUUCUUUCCAGCGCUCGUCGAAGCAGCCGUUCGAGAGGAUAAUUCGCAGAAACUGACAAGCCUCAAGCAAUACGGUGCGAAUCUGAGCGAUACGAACACGGAGGGACGGACUGCUUUGCAUCUGGCAUGUUUUCUGGGCAAGGUAAGCUGCGUGCGAACCCUAUUAGACGAAGGAUGCCCAGUGGACUUGACCGAUCGAUUUAAUCGAACGCCGCUGCACGAAGCCAUCGAUACAGACAACCAUCAGAUUAUAAAAAUAUUGCAAAAGAGAGGCGCCAAGCUAACAGAAAAUCCAUUGGAUCUGGCCGAGCAAUUGCGUCCACUCGCCGAGCAUGGGAAUAUCGAGCGCUUGGAGUCGUAUCGCUUGGCCUGUGCCGAUCUCGAGGUAUCCGAUGGCAGCGGUCGCACGCCACUGCAUCACGCCAGCCAGCUCGGCCAAAUCAAGGUGGUUAAGUAUCUGUUGCCCUUCUAUCGCAAUCCCAGUGCCAAGGACAACGUCGGGCUGUGUGCUAUACAAUAUGCCAAAGCCGGCAAUUACAGUAGCAUUGUCGCUUUGCUGUCUGCAGACAAAAAGUGUUGAAGCAUGUAUAAGCAAACAAAAAAAAACGUGAGCUUUUUGCUCUGAAUAUUCAGACAGUUUGAAUUGCAAAUUUAUAAUAUGCGUAUAUAUCCAUAUAAUUAAAAUA
Molecule: messenger RNA, 1990 nt
Organism: Drosophila hydei
Lineage: Eukaryota; Metazoa; Arthropoda; Insecta; Diptera; Drosophilidae
Product: L-asparaginase
Exons: 3
Coding region: 94-1884 (596 amino acids)
Molecular function (GO): protein binding; asparaginase activity
Source: RefSeq, a predicted model, not a curated record